AUGGCCACCGAAAUGUCUCCGACACAGUUGGCUGGGCCACGUCCGCCGUCUCUCCCUCAGACAUUCCCUCAAUUUGAUGAAAUCCGGUGUCUACAUCCUGGUUAUGAAUGUCCAAUGCCGGUGCUCUUCAUACUCCCACGAGUCGAUUGUGAGACAUUUGAAGGUGGUCUUGUUUACGGACUACAUCAUAAAACAGCUUUGACAGCUUGUCAGAUCGUUGCCGGUAAUGUAUUUGAUGCUGGUUAUCUUGCUCUCGAUCGAGCAGGCCUCCAAAGGGUCACGACAUCUUUGGACGACCUCCUGACGGAGGAUUCUUAUUAUUUUGUUGUCGAUGGCAAUGGUUUGUGA
Messenger RNA from Trichoderma harzianum CBS 226.95, 348 nucleotides. RefSeq lists its product as hypothetical. Lineage: Eukaryota; Fungi; Ascomycota; Sordariomycetes; Hypocreales; Hypocreaceae. The record is from RefSeq and is a predicted model, not a curated record. The transcript has a single exon. The coding region runs from base 1 to 348 and encodes 115 amino acids.